Molecule: messenger RNA, 1472 nt
Organism: Scomber japonicus (chub mackerel)
Lineage: Eukaryota; Metazoa; Chordata; Actinopteri; Scombriformes; Scombridae
Gene: trmo
Product: tRNA methyltransferase O
Exons: 6
Coding region: 81-1472 (463 amino acids)
Source: RefSeq, a predicted model, not a curated record
UUCUGUUUAGCAGCUAGCCAAAAAGCUGACUUAGCUAAAGGUGUUUUUUCUUUUGUUAUAAAAAAGAAAGAAAGAAGAAGAUGAGUCCUCGAUGUGAAUGCUGCGAUGAACACAUUAAUAAUCUAAAUCAGCAGGUUUCUGUGAUGCGAAAAGAAAUACAAAACCUGAGGAAGAUGUUGGAUAGUGCAGUCAGAGCUAAUCGUAAACAUAUGAUAUCCAUUCAGUCUGCUGUGUCAAAGAUUGAACUCAGUGAACCUGACAAACUCCAGCCUCCCUCAACAGUUUCACCAGCAUCACCAGUAUCACCACAGGCUGCACUGGAGCAAGGAAACAUCCAGACAGUCCCAAUUGGUUACAUUAGUUCCUGUUUCUCUGUGAAGAACGGGACACCCAGACAGCCCACUGUUUGUGGCCCGUCAAGAGCAGAACUGCGCAUCCAGCAGAGCGUCUUCAAUAACCCCGAGCACGCUCUGGUGGGGCUGGAGCAAUACUCCCAUGUCUGGAUUAUCUUCCUCUUUCACAAAAACGGGCACCUGAAUUACAAAGCCAAGGUGAAGCCUCCCAGACUGAACGGUCAAAGAGUUGGUGUAUACUCGACUCGCAGUCCACACCGACCAAAUGUCUUGGGCCUAACUUUGGCCAAGCUGGAUAAAAUUGUGGGUGAUACAGUAUAUCUCUCAGACAUUGAUAUGAUUGCUGGCACCCCUGUCCUGGAUAUCAAACCCUACAUCCCAGAGUACGACUCCCCCCACACCAGGGUGGGCAUGGACUCUGAGCCUUAUGAAUCUAACACAGACCAGUCGAAAGCAUCUGCCGUGUCACUGAAUGAAACAACAGAUAUGUUGAACCUUGAUUACGACUCUGAAACAGAUGCUCAGUCAAACCCAAAAGCUGGAAAAACUGAAGACAACUCUGGGAGUCAACUCUCAAAAGACUCAUCCAGAGUCCGUACUCAGUUACUUCUGCCUGAAGACCUUCGCAGUGUGCUGGAUGAGGUUAGGGGCUAUGUGAGCCAAAGAGACCAGAUAGAUUGUGAGGGAAAGCCAGUUUUAGAUUCACUGAAAACCAAGCCAACAGAAUCGACAGCAGACGGACCUUUCUAUGGGGAGGAAACGUACAGCACCAUUGCUGGCUGGAUUAGAGAGCCUCCCGUUGCCAGUCUGGAGGUCCGCUUCACUCCUCAUGCUGAGAGGGAGUUGGCAGAAUUCCUUCCCACACACCUGUCAGGAAACUCUGAAAGUGACAGACCCAGGUUCAAGUUUCUCAGCAGUUCAGACGAGGCUGCUGCCGCCAUCAGAGGGGUGCUUUCAGCAGACCCACGGUCAAUAUACAGGAGGACUCGCUGCAAAGACCGGCUUUUCUUCUUCACUCUGGACACAGCUGACAUCACCUGCUGGUUUGGACAAGGCUUUGCUGAGGUGCUGCGGGUCCGACCUGUUGAGCACCGCAUUGCUUCGAUAAAAGCUUUAUGA